Messenger RNA from Epinephelus moara (kelp grouper), 4746 nucleotides. It is a transcript of the gene ambra1b, whose product is annotated as autophagy/beclin-1 regulator 1b. The record is from RefSeq and is a predicted model, not a curated record. Gene Ontology annotation, molecular function: protein binding. The coding region runs from base 401 to 4585 and encodes 1394 amino acids. Gene Ontology annotation, biological process: autophagy. Gene Ontology annotation, cellular component: intracellular membrane-bounded organelle. The transcript has 19 exons. Lineage: Eukaryota; Metazoa; Chordata; Actinopteri; Perciformes; Serranidae.
GUGUAUGUGUGGAUAGCUAGCUAGCAGUUAGCUAGUUACGCAGUAGCAGACUCGCAUCGGGCAGCUAGUCAAACAUUGGACCAAUGCCUUAGAAAACAUUUUUCCUUUGCAUCCCUUAGAUGAUCAGAAUGAUGUCCAUUGCUUUUAGUGGACACGCGUCUUUAGAAUAACCGCAGAUCACCGAUGUUAGCGAUAGAUAAUUUUAUUAUUUGCGGCGGCCACAUUUUCCGUUUUUGGCCGAGCUAGCUAACUAGCUAGCAUAGCUGCUAUUAGCUUGUUAGCAUCGCCUGUGAUGGCACAGCCGGAGAGCGAGUCGGUAACGGAAGCCUAGACUCUGCAUGGCGACGGACUGGCAGCAGUGGGAGUGAGCAGCCAAUCAGCCAAGGCCACCGGUAGCAACAUGGCGUCCCGUCAGAGGAACUCGGUCCGGAUCCUGUCCAGCCGGGAGCGCGGCUCCCAGACCUUUGGCUCGCAGAGGCUCCUGCAGCUGCUGGUGGAGGAGAAAGUCCGCUGGAUGAAAUGGCAGAGUCAGAAAGUGGAGCUGCCGGACAGCCCUCGAUCAACCUUCCUGCUGGCAUUCAGCCCCGACAGGACUCUCAUGGCUUCCACACAUGUCAACCACAACAUUUACAUAACAGAGGUGAAGACUGGAAAGUGCCUACAUUCCUUAGUGGGCCACCGUAGAACCCCCUGGUGUGUGACCUUUCACCCCACCAUCCCCGGCCUGGUGGCCUCCGGGUGCCUUGAUGGUGAAGUCCGCAUCUGGGACCUGCAUGGCGGCAGUGAGAGUUGGUUUACAGAGAGCAAUGUUGCCAUUGCCUCCCUGGCCUUCCACCCGACUGCUCAGCUCCUCCUGAUCGCCACCAACAACGAGCUCCACUUCUGGGACUGGAGCCGACCGGAGCCCUUCGCCGUGGUGAAGACGGGCAGUGACACGGAGAGAGUCCGGUUGGUGAGGUUUGAUCCUCUUGGUCACAACCUACUGACGGCGAUAGUCAAUCCGUCCAAUCAGCAGAACGAGGAGGACUCUGAGGUUCCCAUGGACAGCGUUGAGAUGCCUCACUUCCGCCAGCGCUCCUUCUUGCCUUCUCAACCAGUUCGCCGCACACCCAUCCUCCACAAUUUCCUCCACAUCUUGUCGUCUCGCUCCCCGGGGGCUCAGGCGGGAGGCGAGCAGCCACGCCCUCUAGGUGACAAUGGAAGCAGUGUUGGAGAAUCUCCCAGCAUGCCUCUGGCCCAGUACCCCAGCUCUGAACGCGGGCCUCCCUUCCCAGGCUGCACCCAGCAUCUGGGCAUGGCUUGCCUGUGCUACCGCUGCUCCGUCAAUCGCAACCCCUCCCUUGCAGCUGAUGUGACAGCCUCUGAUCCCAGGGUGUCAUCUGACGCUCCCCAGCCUCCCCCAGCUUCAACUUUCUCUUCAGCCCGUACGGAGCCCCGACAGCCCUCAGAGCGACCCUCAGCCUUUACCUCAGUCUACUACAGCGCCGGCACUUCUCUUAAUCCCCCUGCACCAAGUGGCAUAGAACCGCUCUCCACCUCCAGGCCAGGACCUGACUGGACACGUAACCUGCUAAGUAUGAGGGAAGUUGGGGUGGGUUCAGGUGUGCUGCCUCCCAGAACCUCCUCCUCUUCUAUCAGCCUUCUUUCAGUGCUCCGUCAGCAGGACGGCUCCUCCCCUGUCUACACCUCUGCCUCUGAAGGACGGGGUUUCCCCCAACAAGGAGAUCCCGGGGCCCGAGAUGCUGCAGGCACAAGCAGCGGGCAUCAUCCAUUCUGGGAUGGCUCUCGCAGCAACACGGCCUCUUUCCGCAAUGUGCUGCAGUGCAACCUUAGCCGCUACUUCAUGGAGUUUGAUCGCAUGCAGGACUUGGAGCCACCGUUAGGAGGUGGCAUGGCAGAUGGAAGCCAGGAGCAGAGCCAAGAGCUGCUUAAUAAUAACAUGGACCCAGAGAGGCCUGGGCCUUCCACAACUUCCUCCACCUCCUCCCCUACCAUCAUUCAUUACCAGCCUCCUCUCCCCCCUCCUCCUACCUCCCACAACCUGGAGAACAAUGUUCCUCCCCCAGCGUCCCGAGGCCAUCUAAACCGCUGCCGGGCCUGCCACAACCUGCUGACCUUUAACCAUGACUCUCAGCGCUGGGAGCGAACCAACCAGGCCUCCUCCACCUCUGCCUCCACUCUGGAGCCCUCCUCUUCCUCCACCUCUUUUCCUUCUUCUUCUUCUUCUUCUUCCCCUUGGCAGCCCGAGGAGGGCAGGAGGACACUAGAAACCCAACCCCAAGAGAGAAGGGUACCUCCGGAGCCUAGCGAGCAGCCGCCUCCCCCUGGAGGUGGAGGAGCCGGAACAGUGGCCUUCCCAAUAGCCCCGUCCCCCAGCCAGUCUGGAGAGCAGACAGUGGGCUUGGUGUACAACCAGGACACAGCGCAGUGGGAGAGGGUGUACCGCCAAGCUGCUGCCGGCAGAUCGGCAGAGCCGGCGGAGGCCUUAAGCCAAGAAAUGCCUGUUGACCCUCCAGAUGAGGACUCCCUGAGGAGGCGACUGUUGGAAUCAUCUUUGUUAUCAUUGUCUCGCUAUGACAUGUCAGGAUCGAGAGACCACCCCAUUUACCCCGAUCCAGCCAGGAUGAACCUGAACUCGUCCUCUGUGCUGUCCAGGCUUUCUCCAGCUGCUUACUACGCCCAGAGGAUGAUCCAGUAUCUGUCAAGGCGGGACAGCAUUCGCCAGCGAUCACUUCGCUACCAGCAGAACCGCCUACGGGCCAUGUCAUCUUCAUCCGACAGUCCUGCCACCAACCCGUCGAGCUCCAUGGACAACAGCGAUGUGGACUUUGAGGAGUUGGAUGAUAAUGGAGACAGAGCGAGGCACAGGACUCCGCGUAAUGCCAGGAUGUCUGCACCUUCGCUGGGUCGCUUUGUCCCACGGCGUUUCCUCCUCCCUGAAUAUCUGCCCUAUGCUGGGAUCUUCCAUGAAAGAGGGCAGCCUGGCCUGGCCACACACUCCUCUGUCAACAGAGUACUCGCUGGUGCAUCGAUCGGGGACGGUCAGUCCGCAGUCGCCAGCAACAUCGCUAACACCACCUACCGUCUGCAGUGGUGGGACUUCACCAAAUUCGACCUGCCUGAGAUCAGCAACGCUUCAGUCAACGUUUUGGUGCCAAACUGUAAAAUCUAUAACGACGCGAGUUGCGACAUCUCUGCAGACGGUCAGCUGCUGGCGGUCUUCAUUCCCAGCAGUCAGCGGGGUUUUCCAGAUGAGGGCAUCCUGGCCAUCUACUCUCUGGCUCCCCACAACCUGGGAGAGAUGCUCUACACCAAGAGAUUCGGUCCGAAUGCUAUCUCUGUUAGCUUGUCUCCGAUGGGCUGCUAUGUGAUGGUCGGCCUGGCCUCCCGCAGAAUCCUGCUGCAUCCCACCACCGACCACAUGGUGGCACAAGUCUUCCGCCUGCAGCAGCCACACGGAGGAGAGACCUCCAUCAGGAUGGUGUUCAACGUGGUUUACCCGAUGGCUCCAGACCAGAGGCGCCACGUCAGCAUCAACUCUGCUCGCUGGCUGCCGGAUCCAGGGAUGGGUUUGGCUUAUGGAACCAACAAGGGAGACCUGGUGAUCUGCCGGCCUGUGUUCUACAGAAGCGAUGGCGAGAGCCCCGCGGAGUCAAGCAGUGAACCAUUAUUCUCCGUCAACAACAGUGGAACAAGCCGGACACGAGGUUCUGACAGACCAGGUCCCAAUCGCUCUGGCUGGAGAUUGGACAGAGACAUGGGUUUGAUGAACGCAAUUGGUCUUCAACCACGACACCCCGCCCCUUCAGUGACAUCACAAGGAACUCAGACACCAAUCAUCCAGCUGCAGAACGCCGAGACACAAACAGAGAGGGACCUAUCAGAGCCUAGCGUCUCACAGCCUGCACCCAAUGUUGCUCCUGAGACUCCGUCCACGAGUGGAGCAGCUCCGGGGCAGCAGGAGGCAUCUCAGACCAGCAGAGCAGCUGAUGGCAGCCAGGGCGAAGCCUCAGCCGACGCAAACACAUCCGCUACUUCUACUGGAGAGUCUCCAGAGUUCGGCACGGGUGAAGACGCUCUGGCACGGAUCCGCCGGCUGAUCGCUGAGGGCGGUAUGACAGCUGUGGUCCAGCGGGAGCAGAGCACCACCAUGGCCUCCAUGGGCGGCUUCGGAAACAACAUCAUCGUCAGUCAUCGCAUCCACCGCGGCUCCCAAACGGGCACAGGGGCCUCCAGGCCUGCGGCGGACCCCUCUAUGGCCCCCUCCACCUCAGGUCCUCUCCUCAUCACCCAACCACAGACCUACGCCUCUCCCCAGGCUUCCAACCCGUCUGAACAGCUCACCCCCAUGUGGGGCUCCCAGGUGCUGUCGGGCCCUCAGCCCUCUGGCCUCUCUCUGGCCAUGGACAUGGACGACGUGUUUGACGGGGGGCGAACGGACGACGACUCCAUGCCGGGUCCCUCCUCUUCCUCCCUGCUGUUGUCUUCCCCCUCUUCCUCCUCCUCCUCCUCUCACAGCCCCCUCCCCGGCAGCGGGGGCGGGGGCGGCCCCAACAGUUACCCUGGCGAUCCGUACAGCAGGUAGUUCUCCUAUUGGCCAAGACAAGCAGAGCGUUGGCUGAUGGGUUUAGCAAAGGGCGCUCCUCAAAGCCUUAUCUCACUGGGUGCUGCUUUGACUCUGCACAGGGUCUCCCGCCUGGAAAAGAAGGGACACAAGAACCCCCCCCCCCCCCCCCCCCCCCCCCC